Molecule: messenger RNA, 207 nt
Organism: Monoraphidium neglectum
Lineage: Eukaryota; Viridiplantae; Chlorophyta; Chlorophyceae; Sphaeropleales; Selenastraceae
Exons: 1
Coding region: 1-207 (68 amino acids)
Source: RefSeq, a predicted model, not a curated record
AUGCGGGCCCUCGGGGAGAUGGGGCAGACCGGAAAGGCGGACCUGCAAGAGCGGGGCAAGGCGUGGGUGGAGUCGAUGCUGGCGCGGUUCGGCCCCGCAACGGACAGGGCGCAGAACAUCACCACUCUGGAGUUUGAGAAGCCGCUGCUAGAGCUCGACAAGCGCAUCAAGGAGGUCAGCCAUCCACCGCCCCCUGAUGGGCUUUGA